CGACCAAUCGGAUCGAAGAUCGCGUCGUUACGACAGGGGGAACCUAAAGCGGCUACGUUCGUGCUGGAAGCUCUCCGUCCCUGUGUUCGUGGCACUCUAUCCGCGUGAAUCAGCGCCUGAAGCCUUCGCCUGCAUCGUCAAGCUCGUGUCUAUUCCCCGUUAUCGCGUUGGCGCUCGAUUGCAGUUCCAUUCACCUCUAACCCCGAACGUAACCUUCGUAACGCCAUGGAGGCGCUGGUGCUCAAGUCGUUAGGCAAGUUGCGCAAGGCUUGUACCCGCAGCCACCGCGAGUUACGCGACAUGGUGGACGCGGCACAAGCUAAGGUUACGGCCGCGAGCCAGGAGGGUACACUCGAAGUACCCUUCGAGCCCUUCCUGCUAGCCUGUUUAACCCGUCACGCCAAGCUCGUAGCCGUAGCACUGGACUGUAUGGAGAAGUUUCUGGCCUUCGGGUUCCUCAAGGAGGCAGGCGUAAUCCCCGAAGGGAUCCGGCGCCGUCUCGUGCAGAAGGCAGCAGCCGCGUCCUCCACUUCCGGUCGCCGGUCAGGUUUCGGUCUGGGUCUGGGGUCAGGGUCAGGCGCCGGGUCAGGUCAGUCAGGGUCCAAUGCUGCACCCUCUUUUGGGCUUACUACGCCAUCAAACAGCAGUAGAGAUGCUGGGGCAGAGGAGGACAGUAACGAGGACAGGUACAGACUAAUCGACUGCGUUGUCGAGGUGGCUUGUGACUGCAACGAUCACCCGGAUGAGGGAGUGCAGAUUCAGGUACUAAGAGUUUUACUGACAGCAGUGACGACGCCGACGUGUGAAGUGCAUGAGCAUGCGCUCUUGAGAGCCGUGAGAGCGUGCUAUCACGUGCAUUUGGUGAGCAAGAGCGUCACCAACAGGACAGUGGCUAAGGCCACGUUGCAACAAAUUAUUAGCAUUGUAUUCCAAAGAAUGGAGACGUUUGAUCGACGUGUGGAGGAAGAGACCAAAGCUACGUUACAGGCGCUGGAUAAACAGGAACAAGAGCAGAGUCAGCAGGAAGAAGAGAGCCAAACACAACAAGGACAAGCACAGGAACACGACAUCAGUGAGAGUGACAGCGACGAUGAUAUUCUGCCCAAGACGCUGCGCGCAAAGCCUACUGAUGCUUGGUAUCCGUCGGUCGCAGUAGUGCUCCAGCUUCCUCGUGCAGCACACCACUCGGAAAAAGUGCCAGUCUCGUCGACAACAACAAAGAAAAUCAAGGCCGUGACGACCCUAUCGCAGCCCGUGAACGCUCCUGCGUUCCCGUCCGUGCUUCACAAGGAUGCUUUUCUACUAUUUAGGUCGCUAUGUCGAAUUUCUAUGCGGUCGGUGGCUGAUGAUUCCCCGACGGCGAAUGGUGCGAACGGCUCCAACGCUGGAAAUGCAGGGAACGGCGCCAAUCCUGAAGACCCUUUCGCGUUCCAGAGUAAGAUCUUAUCGUUGGAGCUUGUGAAGGAGAUCUUGGAGAACGCCGGCCCAUCAUUUCGACGUGGUGAACGAUUUGUUCACGCUAUCCGACAGUAUUUAUGCCAAUCGCUGUUACAGAACUGCACAAGUAACUACACGCAGAUCGUUUCGCUGUCUUUGCAGGUUUUUCUGGUGCUUUUGCGCAACUUUAAGCGCCAUCUGAAGACGGAGCUGGACAUCUUCAUCACGAGUAUCUUCCUGCGCUUACUGCAGUCUGAGAACGCAAGUUUCGAGCACAAACUGCUGGUUCUGGAGGCGCUCCACGCAAUCUGUGACGACCCGCAGACUUUAGGGGAAAUCUUCAUCAAUUACGACUGCGAUUGGAAUACUAACGACUUGUUCAAGCAGAUCGUGCAUGCUCUUGCCAAGGCCGCAAAGGGCGGCCGCUCUCAAGACGCUGCGGCCCAGCAAUAUGCUGCUAGUUUGUCUAGCAGUGCGCGGAUCAAGAUGCUGCAUCAGGACGCUGCGCUUGCUCUCAAGGGUCUGGAAUGUCUUACAGCUACAGCUGCAUCACUAAAGAAGGCCGCGAACUUCGUCGAGGCAGAGCGACAGUCAUCUCAACACGAAGGAGAAGAGGCUCACAACAGCGAAAACGGCGGAGAAGAAGACACUGUCGCCCCACCAGAUAUGGUUCCAGUCGUGUCGUCUACUAUGUCGGCUGUGGAGGCCUUUGAAAGCAAGAAGAAGCGUCAAGAGGAGAUGGCUACGGGUAUCCUGAAGUUCAACGUUAAGCCUAGCGCUGGUAUCGCGUACCUCGUUGCCCACGGACACAUGGGCGAAGGCUCGCCUCGUGAUGUUGCACAGUUCCUCCAUACCUACAACGACAAAUUAGACAAGACAAUGGUGGGCGAUUACCUUGGCAAUGGUGUCCAUUAUCAAGGAGGGUUCUGUGUCAAGGUGCUGCACGAAUACGUCGACAUGAUGGACUUUACGGGGCUAGAGAUCGAUGUAGCCAUUCGCCACUUCCUUGCUGGCUUCCGGUUGCCCGGUGAAUCGCAGAAAAUUGAUCGCAUGAUGGAGAAGUUCGCUGAGCGGUUCUUUAAUGCCUGCCCGCCUGGAUUAUUCCCGAGUGCCGACACAGCCUUCAUCUUAGCGUUCUCGAUCAUCAUGCUACAGACAGAUUUGCAUAACCCGAGUAUUGCGGAGGAGAAGAAGAUGGACAAGACUGGAUUUCUGCGUAAUAACCGCGGUAUCAAUGAUGGCAAGGAUCUACCGGAAGACUACAUGGGCGCUAUCUUCGACCGUAUCAAGGCGACCCCGAUUUCUCUAAAGGAAGACGACGACUUCCGUAAUCGACGUGGUGGAGCUGCUUCGAGUGCUGCCAGCUCUUUGUUUGGAGCGUCGAAUGCUGCUACUGAUCGCAUGCGUCGCGACGCGUACAUCAAAGAGCGCGAGUCGAUGGUGCGUCAGUCUGAAGCUCUCUUCAAGCGUCGAGUGCCGGCGUCAGCUCGAGCUCAACAGCAUUUCCCGUUGUCACCUCGAGGUAAUCGAUCCACUGCAGCAUCAACCUCUGGAGCUUCUCCCUCACAACGAAGUGAAGGCCCGUCGUCUCUGUUGACACCCGAUCCAUUGGCAUCUACGUUCCACGAGGUCUCUGGGUUUAACGAACGUUCACAUGUGCGUCCUAUGUUCGAGACACUGUGGGCUCCCCUGUUAGCAGCAUGUUCAGUGACAUUCGAGAGCUCCGAGUCAGCAGAGGCCAUCCAACUCUGCUUGGACUCUUUCCGUCAUGCAGUGCACCUCUCUGCUAGGCUGAGUAUGCCAGCUGAGAGAGAUGCCUUUGUGACGGUAUUAGCCAAGUUUACGGCGUUGCAUACGACAAACUCGCGUCUGAUGCGCUCGAAGAACAUGGAAGCUAUCAAGGCUCUGAUCUCGAUCAGUGUGAAGGAAGGAAACUACCUCGGAGACUCGUGGCAUGAUGUUCUGCAGGCCAUAUCGCAGUUGGCGCGCAUCCAGACACACGCUCAGGGUUUACACGAGCGCUCGGCUGCAGGAUCCGUUUCUGGUGAAUCGUCGUACUUCAACCGGCAGCCUUCGCCUGGUAUGAGCCAUUCCAGCUCGCGCAACAGCAGUUCUAACUCCACACCGUCGUUCAGUAUGCUCGGCUCUACAUCGGGCAGCAAACGAAGUGGAUUGGGAUCGUCAUUGUCUUCCCCGUCUCCGUCACAUCGUGAUAUCGGUGGUCGUGGAAGCGGCUCGGAGUUGGAUGAAGCGCAGAGUGCAGCGAUCGAGGACGAGAAUGCUGCUCGUGUGUUGAGCGAGAUCGACCAACUAGCAAGCGACCGGGUGUUCUCGAGUUCGGUGUCACUGAGCGACCAAGCGCUGCAGGAUUUCGUCGUACAGCUUACUGUAGUAUCGCUAUCGGAGUGUUCGGGUGUGGGGCCGUCUGGGGCGGCAGGUGGCUCUCCUCCUCGUGUCUUUAGCUUGCAGAAGCUGGUCGAAGUUGCUGAUAUGAACAUGCGUACACGCUCUCGAAUGGUGUGGGCAGCAACGUGGCAAACAUUGUCGAGGCAUUUCACUACGAUCGGAUGUCAUGAGGACUUGACAGUGGGCAUGUACGCGAUUGAUUCGCUUCGUCAACUGAGUAUGAAGUUCCUUGAACGUGCAGAGCUGCGUGAUUUCAACUUCCAACGUCUGUUCUUGGCUCCAUUCGAAGUGAUCAUGGCCAAUGCUAUGUCGUUGGAGACUCGUGAGCUUGUGCUGCGUUGUGUGGAGAACCUGGUUCUGGCCAGAGUUGGUAAUAUUCGUUCCGGCUGGAAGACGAUCUGGGGCGUCCUCCGUAUUGCUGCCGAGACGUAUGCACCAGGGAGUGAGGACCGAGUGGUGCUGCUAGGAUUCCAGGUCGCGCGUGGUGUGUUGGAGCGACACUUUGACUGCAUCGUGGAUGUGUUCGUGGAUGCAGUGGAGUGUUUACUGGCGUUCGCAGUGUGCGGCUGUGAGGAGGUCGAGCGUCAAAUGGAGGAGCGACUUGCACUCACUCAGCUUGGCGUAGACAGUAUCGGGCUUCUGCGCAGCGUGUGCAUCGAAAAGUUGGCAACAGGAGAGGUUAUUGAGCCUCUUACGGCUCGUGAGACUGCCGGUUCUACUGCAGCUGCUCCUGCGUCGGCGGCUGCUGCCGCUGCGGCCAAACAGGCGGCCCGUGUUGGCUUCAAGAAGGUCAAGGUAAUGACGGAGGAUCCCGCUGAUGAAGCGAGCUCGGAUGGAGUACAGUCGCCUUCUAAGCGCACUUCAAUACGCUAUCAGAAGCAGGAGUCCGUGCGUUCAUUGGAAGAAGAAGUGGCAGAGUUGUCACCGCGUAAGGUGGUUGCCUCUCCACUAUCACCUCGCAGGAGAUCGAGUUCCGUCGAUGUCCAGGAGGAAGAGCAGCGAGAGAUCGGGGAGGCAGCAUACAAUGACUCGGCUGCGCAUACGCGCAUGUGGUGGCCAGUUCUGACGGCCUUAUCCACGCUUGCUGCUGAUCGUCGUCUAGAUGUUCGUCUCGCAGCUCUUGAAGCGCUUUUCAAUGCGCUGGAGAUGCACGGCAACAAGUUCACGUCUGGUUUGUGGGGACUGAUCUUCAAGGGUGUGCUUAUCCCGCUACUGGACGAGCUUCGCCACCUCGAGGUGGUCGUGGAGAGAGGAGCACAUGCGCAACCCAAGCUUCCAUUACCGUCGAAUGAUCCGUCUUCUCGAAUGCCUCAAUACACGGCUGGUAAGACCACAGCGACGCUGUGUCUGGAGCGACUGCUGGAGUGCUUUGGCCUCUUUUACGACAUCGUAGGGUUCCUUCCUGAAGUAUUAUUUCUCCUUGGUAAGUGCAUGGAUGCUGGCGAUGCAGAGGAACAGCUUGCAGCCGCCUCGGCACGCGCACUCGAGGUAAUGCUCGUCACACACGGACACAAGUUCCCCGAGGACGUGUGGGGUCUGAUCGCUGACGAGCUGCGCAACGUCAUGAAGCGCGCUGAGCCAACGUGGAUCUUCUUCGCCCUGCCUCCAGAAGACGACGAUGAGAGCGUUCAAGCCUCGAAGUAUCCGGUUGAAGCCAAUGCUGACAGCCCGUCGAAGCAGCCGAUGUCGCCUCCACGCUCGCCAAUCACUAGUCCUACUGCUGUGAACCUGACGUCACCACGGCAGCCUUCGCUUCUGAGCAUGUAUCCAGGAGUCGUGGCGACGUUAGGCUUUUCAUUUACUACGAGCUUCCCGCCGAAGGUGAUCACUGUGGACGAAGUGGAAGCGCAGCGCGUACCUUCACGCACACACUUGGCUGUGCUAUUGGCACUGCAACGAGUGGCAGGCAACGUGCUGGCCAGCCGUCGGAAGGAGAAUUUAUCACUGAGUGUCGGCCACGCUCACUCCCUGCUGUCGUGUCUACGUGAGAGCUUCCUGUUCGCUCGCAAGGUGAAUGAUGCAGUGCCACUGCGUCGGUAUCUACAACGUGUUGGCUGGCGUUAUGGCAUGACAGUGCCAUCUUCCAGUGAGCUGCCGAGCUUGUUACCCCAGGAAGUGCUGGGUAAGCAGCAGUAUCUACACGUACUCUUUACUGCGCUUGUGCGGCGCGUGAAUAACGCACAAGUUGCUCCGAUUGGAGAGCAAGAUGAAGCUCGCAAGUACAUGGUACGUUUGGUGCAGGAUACUCUAGAAGAAUAUCUGGCUUGGACAGGUGUAGCACCGCAGUAUAUCGACGAAGCGAAGAUGCCUGCUGACGCACAACAGCGCGUGGAGAGCUACACACCGCUAUUGGUUGCCACUUUGCAAGAGCUGGCGGAGUUCGACAGCACAGAGUUACAGCGUCACAUGACGUGGCUGUAUCCGCUUCUUACGGGCCUCGUGAUGGUGUCGAACACCCAGGUGCGGGUGGCACUAUCCAGCGUGUUCAGCAAGGCAGUACGACAGUUGCUACCACCCAUGUAGUAGACUUUGAGAGGGUAUUUGUUGAAGUUAAUUUCUUGCUUUACUGAUCACGAAAUUGCAGUUCGGGUGCUCACAUCGCAAACUUCGAAUGCCUUAUGAAGGCUAUUGUAACAAAUAGGUGUCUUCUGGCUACGGC
Phytophthora nicotianae INRA-310 is the source of this 6502-nucleotide messenger RNA. RefSeq lists its product as hypothetical. The transcript is spliced from 2 exons. NCBI's taxonomy places the organism in Eukaryota, Oomycota, Peronosporomycetes, Peronosporales, Peronosporaceae. Gene Ontology annotation, biological process: regulation of ARF protein signal transduction. The record is from RefSeq and is a predicted model, not a curated record. The coding region runs from base 226 to 6366 and encodes 2046 amino acids. Gene Ontology annotation, molecular function: guanyl-nucleotide exchange factor activity.